UGCCAGCCCCGCCCGGAGAGUACACAGGUUGCUUGAAUUUAGCAGACAGUAGCCUCAAUCGUUGGUCACAUGACGGACGUUUUCCGUGAUCAUACUAAACGAAAUGACCUAAACAAGAAUAGUGAGAAGAGGCGUCUGCAUCUCAUAUAGCCAAGCUGUAGUACUACACCGAAGCCCAAUAAGCAACAACCUUGGCCGUUGCUACCUCGCUGGUAGGAACAUCUAACAGGAUUCAAUUAAAUUAUUGGUUUAUGCCAGCAGAACAGCAAAUAUUAACAUUAUUUGGGGACUAUUUUGCUGAACCACAUGUGGACAACAUUGAGGAACCCCCGACCUGGGUUUACUAAUAAGCUAGCUAGCUAUUCAGUCUUGUGGAACGAGACCAAGAAAAAACCUGCGGGUACUACUGGAGCAAAGAACUAGGAAGCUAGCUAUUGAACGUGAUCAAAGUAAUCUUGUUGUAAUAUUCGUUACUAUUUUGCUCAUUCUCGACAUCUAACGUUACAUCUAGUUAACUAAUCACGGUAGCCAAUACAAAUACGAAUCAAUCUUCUUCAGAACCGAGACCAGCCAGGUGAUCUUUUGAGGAUGAACCACCUGUCCCUCAGCGAGCUGUGCUGCCUGUUCUGCUGCCCGCCGUGCCCCAGCAAGAUCGCCUCCAAGCUGGCCUUCCUGCCCCCGGAGCCCACCUACAGCCUGAUGAGCGACGACAGUGGCAGCCGCUGGACCCUGCACCUGUCGGAGCGCGCCGACUGGCAGUACUCGGCCCGCGAGAAGGACGCCAUCGAGUGCUUCAUGACGCGCACGGCCCGCGGCAACCGCAUCGCCUGCAUGUUCGUGCGCUGCUCGCCGAGCGCCCGCUACACGCUGCUGUUCUCCCACGGCAACGCGGUGGACCUGGGCCAAAUGAGCAGCUUCUACAUCGGCCUGGGCUCCCGGAUCAACUGCAACGUGUUCUCGUACGACUACUCGGGCUACGGCGCCAGCUCCGGGAAGCCCUCCGAGAAGAACCUGUACGCCGAUGUGGACGCCGCCUGGCAGGCCCUGCGCACACGGUACGGUAUCCGCCCGGAGAACGUGAUCGUGUACGGGCAGAGCAUCGGCACGGUGCCGUCGGUGGACCUGGCGGCUCGCUACGAGAGCGCCGCCGUGGUGCUGCACUCCCCCCUCACCUCCGGCAUGAGGGUGGCCUUCCCCGACACCAAGAAGACCUACUGCUUCGACGCCUUCCCCAACAUCGAUAAGAUCUCCAAGGUGACGUCCCCGGUGCUGGUGAUCCACGGGACGGAGGACGAGGUGAUCGACUUCUCCCACGGCCUGGCGCUGUACGAGCGCUGCCAGCGGCCCGUGGAGCCGCUCUGGGUGGAGGGGGCGGGCCACAACGAUGUGGAGCUCUACGGACAGUACCUGGAGCGCUUGAAACAGUUUGUGGCGCACGAGCUCGCCAACUUGUAAGAGAGGGGGCGAGGAAGAGAGAG
Messenger RNA from Osmerus eperlanus (European smelt), 1478 nucleotides. It is a transcript of the gene abhd17b, whose product is annotated as abhydrolase domain containing 17B, depalmitoylase. Gene Ontology annotation, molecular function: palmitoyl-(protein) hydrolase activity. The transcript is spliced from 4 exons. Gene Ontology annotation, cellular component: plasma membrane; endosome membrane. Gene Ontology annotation, biological process: protein depalmitoylation; regulation of postsynapse organization. The coding region runs from base 589 to 1455 and encodes 288 amino acids. Lineage: Eukaryota; Metazoa; Chordata; Actinopteri; Osmeriformes; Osmeridae. The record is from RefSeq and is a predicted model, not a curated record.